Messenger RNA from Andrographis paniculata, 734 nucleotides. RefSeq names its product protein DMP9-like. Lineage: Eukaryota; Viridiplantae; Streptophyta; Magnoliopsida; Lamiales; Acanthaceae. The transcript is spliced from 2 exons. The record is from RefSeq and is a predicted model, not a curated record. Gene Ontology annotation, biological process: endomembrane system organization. The coding region runs from base 38 to 712 and encodes 224 amino acids.
UUAAUUUCCCCAAACCCCAAAAAUCCAAAUAACCAAAAUGGAGAUUCCAUCGGCAGACACCGGAAUCAAAAUCUACACGACAACCCCACCAUUCCAUCUCCCGCCGCUCUACCCAUCUCCGCCUCCGCCGCCGGAAAACGCUCCUCCGGCGCCGGCGCCGGCGUGCGGGAUGCGGAGAAGCCUAAUGGCGAAAGGCGUGCAGAAGACGCUAUCAAAGACGUCAAUGCUGGCGAACUUCCUGCCGACGGGGACUCUCAUAAGCUUCGAGAUGGUCCUGCCGUCGGUGUACGGAAAGGGUCAGUGCUCGCACGUGACGACGCACAUGACCUACGCCCUGUUGGCGCUCUGCACCGCCUCCUGCUUCUUCUUCCACUUCACCGACUCCUUCCGCGGCCCCGACGGGAAAGUCUAUUACGGCUUCGUCACGCCGCGCGGCCUCGCCGUCUUCAAGACCGGCCUCGCCGUCCAGGUCCCCGACGACAAGAGGUUCCGCAUGGGGCUGAGCGACUUCGUGCAUGCCCUCAUGUCGGUGCUGGUGUUUGUGGCCAUAGCGCUCUCCGACCAGCGGGUGACUGGGUGCCUCUUCCCCGGCCACACCGCGGAGGUCAGUGAGGUCAUGGAGAGCUUCCCAUUAAUGGUGGGGAUCAUUUGCAGCACCCUUUUUCUGCUCUUUCCCAACACCCGAUUCGGCAUCGGCUGUGGUUCGCCGUAGCUACCCAUACCCAUACACACUU